Sinocyclocheilus rhinocerous is the source of this 1022-nucleotide messenger RNA. RefSeq lists its product as uncharacterized. Lineage: Eukaryota; Metazoa; Chordata; Actinopteri; Cypriniformes; Cyprinidae. The transcript has 5 exons. Gene Ontology annotation, cellular component: cytoplasm; nucleus. The record is from RefSeq and is a predicted model, not a curated record. Gene Ontology annotation, biological process: protein desumoylation. The coding region runs from base 10 to 891 and encodes 293 amino acids. Gene Ontology annotation, molecular function: SUMO-specific endopeptidase activity.
UUAACAGAAAUGUGGAAAAACACAAGAAAAACACCACGGAUAUUUUCUGCAGAUUCUAUGCCAGCCCUGAAAUUGAGGGUACCUGAACAGCAAGGAAACACCUCUGAGUGCGGCAUAUUUGUAUUACACUAUGCAGAGAAUUUUCUGAAGGAUCCUCCCAAAGAACUAAUCAAUGAGCUUGACUGUACGUCCUGGUUUACACUGGCCGAUGCAUUUUCAAGGCGUGCACAGAUCAGGGACAAAAUGCAAAGUAGUUUAGAAGCACAGGGAAGUAAAGCAGAGGAAAACAAAGCAGAAGAAAGAGAAAGUGAAGAGCAAAUGGUUGACGAGAGAGGGCAAGAGGAAAACAUAGCCAAGAAAAGAAAAAUAGAAGGUAGAGAGGAAGAAGACAUACCUAAGGAAAGAGAAGAGGACAAAACAGCUCAGGGAAGAAACUAUACAGUUCUGGGAAGGCUGUCAGUGCCAGGCACCAAAAGAAAGUACACAGUCACUCAAGAUGAACUGAAGAGAAGAAUCAUGGCAGAAAACAUGUCAAACAACAUGUUAAGAAGCCUGAUUCGGGUUCGUAAAGAGGAUCUCCCUCAGGAGCUUAGAGAACAACGGCCGAUAAAAGCCAAGACAAAAAUAAGCAUCUUCUCUGCUCUCAGUGAAGGGGAGGCCACAGAUUUAGCCCAGGAGCUGGGAGCCAUGCUAGGGAGACAUGUAAACCUAGGCAUGAUUGCAAGUGUUCCCAGUGCUGAGGCAGACAUUGCAAAGAAUACACUCUGCACUCUCCAGUGCUUGCUGAGGGAAAAACUGGGAGAGGAAUCACCUUUUAGUCUGCUGACCCAUACAUUUGGACCACAAGUUGUAGAUGUUGUCAUCUCAUUUUUAAUCAGUCAGUUUAAGUAGUGGUACACUGAGCCAGUGAACACAAUAACAAAUGAAUGUUAAAUUGUUACAAACAUUGUCAUCUCAGUUAAUUAAGUAAUGUUACAGUUAAUUGAUUUAAAUAUACAACAUAUCACUGUUAGAGAACACAU